This is a messenger RNA of Micromonas pusilla CCMP1545, 609 nucleotides long. RefSeq lists its product as uncharacterized. Gene Ontology annotation, biological process: positive regulation of transcription by RNA polymerase II; protein phosphorylation. Gene Ontology annotation, cellular component: cytoplasm; transcription factor TFIIK complex; nucleus. The record is from RefSeq and is a predicted model, not a curated record. Lineage: Eukaryota; Viridiplantae; Chlorophyta; Mamiellophyceae; Mamiellales; Mamiellaceae. Gene Ontology annotation, molecular function: ATP binding; RNA polymerase II CTD heptapeptide repeat kinase activity; cyclin-dependent protein serine/threonine kinase activity. The transcript has 3 exons. The annotation marks the transcript as partial.
CUCUCCGUCGCGUGCGUGAAGAGCGUCGCGCGGCAGAUCCUCCUCGCGUUGGACGCGUGCCACUCCAGACGCGUGAUGCACCGCGACGUCAAGCCGGGGAACCUGCUGAUCGGCGCCGACGGACGCGUGAAGCUCGCGGACUUCGGACUCGCCAGGACUCGGACGAAGACUCGAACGACGACGAGCGCUGCUCCUCUGUACACGCACACGAUACAGACGCGGUGGUACCGCGCGCCGGAGAUUUUGUACGGCGCGCGUCGGUACGACGCCGGCGUGGACGUCUGGUCCGCGGGGGCCAUCCUCGGCGAGCUCCUCGGCACGCGGGUCGGGCCUAUGCUUCCCGGGGACAGCGACGUCGACCAGCUCGUGCGGACGUUGACGCUGUUGGGGACGCCCACGGAGGAUCGAUGGCCCGGCGCGUUCGAGCUCCCGGACUACGGGAAGAUCGCGGUGAAGCCGCGCGAGCCGGCGCCGAGGGAGGACGCGGUCGGCGGCACCGUCGACGACGGCGCCGGCGUCGCGUUGGCGUUUCGGUUGCUGUCGUUGGAUCCGAAGCGUCGACCGAGCGCGGGGGAGGCGCUGAAGGACGCGUACUUCGUCGAGGGGAAU